Molecule: messenger RNA, 510 nt
Organism: Capsicum annuum
Lineage: Eukaryota; Viridiplantae; Streptophyta; Magnoliopsida; Solanales; Solanaceae
Product: lysM domain-containing protein ARB_03442
Exons: 2
Coding region: 46-327 (93 amino acids)
Source: RefSeq, a predicted model, not a curated record
AAAGAAAGAACAGAAAAUCAAACUUUGGACAAUUAAACAACAAAAAUGGCCAAAGCAAGCUACAAAUUAACCAUGCUUUUCACCUUUGUUCUGUUGUUCCUUCUUUCCAUUAACAUUGCCGAAAGUAGAAUUGUUUCCUCUGGGAUUGGGACAAAUUCUGCUCUGAUAUGUAGUAAGAUUUAUGGUGCAAAUAUUGGAGACACAUGUUUCAGCAUUAUGCAACAAUUUAGUGUGACCCCUGAGUCCUUUACUACUUUCAAUCCCAAUCUCAAUUGUGACAAAAUGUUCGUUGGUGAAUGGAUAUGCCUUGAUGGUUCCUCCUUCUAGAAUAUCGAGCCGGAAAUAUUAAGCUCGAAAAAUAAAGUAGUUAAAUUUCGUAUUGUUCUUAGUUUUUUCCCUCUAAGAAUUUAGGAGCAAAGAAGACGGUACAAUUUGAUUUGGGAACAAAGGCUAAGGCUAAUGUAUGAAUAAAUAGCAAUAAGAUCAAUAAUUCAAUAUUUUGAAGAAAUU